AUGGACCGAUUCUGUGCUCGUGAUGGAUUCACUAUGGAAAAAGAAAAGGUUGAUGUAGCAAAAAAGAAACCCAUUUGUCACAGGCCUGUGCGUAAACGCCUCACUACCAAAAACUACUACAAGUCAAAGAAAAGAGCUUCUCUUCAACAAGAACCUAAUGUAGAUGGUGAUAGAGAUUCACCUGCCGACCCUCCUGCUAAUCCACCUGUUAAUCCAACUGCUAAUCCACCUGCUAAUCCACCUGCUGAACCACCUGCUGUCCGUCCUCACCCUCAAAUUGAGCACAGCUACUGUGGGAAUAAUUCCAGCAGCAAUAAUAUACCUGAGUCAGCAUGGGUCACAGUUGCUGUUCUUACCCUUGGAGGAGCUGAAGAGCCUGCCCCAGAGGCAUCUGGCAUUUCAACUGUUCAACUUAUUGAUCAACAGACAGAACAUAAAAAUGCAGAGCCCACAGAAUUUUCCAUUCUACAGUCAGUCCAGAGUGCCCUCCCACCACACUGGUGUGUGGUGGAAAUCGAUCAUGGACUGCAUAUCAUGCUCCAGUCAAAAGAUUCUGCCCGGGUAGUACAGAGGUCAAUAUUUGCCUACUACCCUUCCGGUACUGUGAAAGUUUUUGCUCAUGGUCAUGAAUUGCCCACACGGAGCCAAACCAUCACCUCAGCAUCAGUGUCCAAAAGUGCCUUUGUCCAGGAAGUCAUUGCAGUGGUGAAGGAAAUCCGUCUGUUGGAGGUCUGUGUGGGGGCUAAUGACCUGCACUUUGAAAAGUGGUGGAAAACAUGUCUUGAGACAUGUGCCAUUGAUAACAACAGUUUUCAUGAAGAGCGCUACAGGAAAACUUUGCGCAGCAAUGACUGCCAGUACUUGGUUAAUCAGCCAAAAAAAUUUUGCAGUGCAUGUCAGAAAGUAGUGUCAAGAUUUAAGAAGAGGAAAGCACCAGCCACACCUUCUUCUCGCAAGAAGACUCCAAACAAGUUCAUAGCAUACAAGCAUCUCAACUCUGCUGAGAAAGAAGCUCGACAGAAGAGAAAAAGCAAGGACGUGAAGAAUCUGAAGAGGAAAUUCAAUAGACUGAAGAUUGAUGGCAUUAUCAGGGAGCAGGGCGUUGCUGUAAAAUCUGGGAUGGACAACACACUGGGCAAAACUCUGGAGGCGGGUCUUCGAGAACUGCAGAGUAAGGAUUCUCAAGACCCAAAGGACAGGUUUCUUCAGGUGUUUAUAGAACAACAAUUGGCAGCCCGGAAUGCCAAAGGCAACCAUGGCAUCACGUGGCACCCACUCAUGAUAAGAUUUGCCUUACAAUUAAAGUUCUGUGCCCAGUCUUCAGUCAAUGCAAGUCGCAAUUUCAUCCGGCUGCCUUCAGAUCGCCUACUUUGGGACUACACACAUAUAUAUGAUGUAAAACCAGGUGUUCAGGAAGAAUUCAUAAAUGAGAUUGCAGAGAAAGUGCAUGCUAUGAAGUACAAGUAUCAGAAUUAUCAUGUAUUGGCGUUUGAUGAAGUCACCUGUAAAGAGGGUCUUGUACAACGAAAAGGCACAGGUGAAAUCAUUGGAUAUGCAAAGCUAAAUGAAGUGCAGACUGAGUUGGCUGAUCUUAGGAAGAAACUCGAGGCAGAAGCAGAAAAUAUUCCCCUGAUCACUACAUCACCACCACCUAUUGCACGGAAAAUGCUAUCUUUCAUGUUGAGGGGCACCAGCAGCAACAUUCAAACCUGUGUGGCUUCGUACCCAGUCAAUUCAUUAUCAAAGGAGGACUUGUACCAGUACGUGUGGGAAGUCACUGGGAGCCUUGAAUUUGCUGGUGUGAGAGUUGUUGCAUUUGUUGCAGAUGGAAGUGCAGUUAACCGCAGCUUCUUCCAGAUGCACCCAUCUGAAGAAAAGUCAUAUAGUGGACUUGUCUACAAAACUCCAAAUCCAUAUGACCCCAACAGAAAUAUUUUCUUCAUUCCUGACCCCCCUCAUGCUCUAAAAACAACAAGAAAUUGUCUGGAAAAUUCUGGAAGAAAGAAGAGCAGGAGAAUGCAGAAAAAUGGUGAAGUACUAACCUGGAAGCCAAUAAUUAGGCUUUUUAAAUGGAAAUCUGAGCAGACUAUCAAGAAACUGCCCAAAUUGACAGCAGCCUCUGUAUAUUUGAAUUCAUACUCCAGGAUGAGUGUACCUUAUGCAUGUAAGGUUUUAAGUCAUUCUGUCUCUAGCCAGCUGGCUGAAUUGGGCUGGCCAGAAACUAGAGAACUUUGUAUUUUUAAGGUUGUUCAAUGAACUUUUUGACCUCGGAAAUGGCGCCUUCAAGAAACAGUGGGUAUUAAGCCAAAAGCCUAGAUUUAAGCCCUACUCGAGUCUUGAUGAUCCAAGAUUUGCUGAAUACGAAGAGAAAUGGAAGUACUUGGAAGAUUGGAAGAAGGAAGUGGAGUCAAUGCCAGGCCAAAUGAAAGAUAAGAAACACCUGCUGCUUUCAGAUCAAACUCUAAAUGCUUGGGAGAUGAUCUGUAAGUCUAUCCCUGAGUGUAUACAGUUCUUGUUGAGAGAAGGAACAAAGUAUGUUAUGGCAAGAGUGUUCUGCCAG
Frankliniella occidentalis (western flower thrips) is the source of this 2560-nucleotide messenger RNA. RefSeq lists its product as uncharacterized. The record is from RefSeq and is a predicted model, not a curated record. NCBI's taxonomy places the organism in Eukaryota, Metazoa, Arthropoda, Insecta, Thysanoptera, Thripidae. The coding region runs from base 1 to 2256 and encodes 751 amino acids. The transcript is spliced from 6 exons.